Messenger RNA from Malassezia sympodialis ATCC 42132, 2658 nucleotides. RefSeq lists its product as uncharacterized. Bases 1 to 2658 code for a protein of 885 amino acids. Gene Ontology annotation, molecular function: ferric-chelate reductase activity. Gene Ontology annotation, cellular component: plasma membrane. The record is from RefSeq and is a predicted model, not a curated record. The transcript is spliced from 2 exons. Gene Ontology annotation, biological process: iron ion transport; intracellular iron ion homeostasis; copper ion import. Lineage: Eukaryota; Fungi; Basidiomycota; Malasseziomycetes; Malasseziales; Malasseziaceae.
AUGUCGUAUUUGGAUGCGCACGAGCUGAGUGCGCCGUCGGAGCGCUACGUGUACAUCCUGUGGAUCCUCUUUGCGUGCUUUGUGGUGCUCCUGGGCGUCGAGCACCUCGUCGGCGUGACGCAGCGCACGUGGAUCGGCGCGCUGUGGACCAAGUGGUCGACGAUGCACUAUGUGCCGCCCGCCGGGCGCACCGGCAACAGCACGCUGCGCGCGGUGCAGCAGCGCCUGUACCGCAUCACGAUGGUGUCGCUGCGUGCGAACCAUGUCAUGAUGCUUCUGCUCCUGUUCAUCCCGCUGCUCCUGCUGACGCUGAUCGGUGCGGACUACAUUGACCCGAAGGCCGGGCUGUUCUCGAACACGUACUUCCCGAGCCAGGCCGAGGUGCAGGCCGCGCACGCCGCGCUCGCGCGCCGCCUCGUGCAGUGGGGCCGCGGCGACUACCCCCGCAUCAUGACGAACAAGGCAACAUACACGCUGCCGUACCACACGUUCUGGACGAUGGGCAGCCGCUUCGGCGACUUUUGCAACGCGCUCACGCCCAUGGUCAUCCUCUUUGCGCUGAAGCAGGCGCCGAUCGCGCUCCUCUCGCUGCCCGUGUUUGGGCGCUAUGCGUCCAACUCGCUCGCAUUCCUGCACCGCUGGGGCGGGCGCCUGCUCUGGCUGUACGCGUCGCUGCACACGGUCCUGUGGGCGGUCCAGGUCCACCGCGACACCGCGGCCAAGCCGGACCUGUGGACCCACCUGCUCGCCGUGCCCCGCUUCCGCUGGGCCAUCACCGCGUACAUCUUCCUCACCCUUCUCGUUGUGCUCUCGCUCGAGCCGAUCCGCCGCACCCACUACGAGUUCUUCUACAUCACGCACCUCGUGUGCGCGAUCGGGUUCAUGGUCGGCACGUGGGCGCACCACCCCCAGCUCGGCGGCUGGAUGCUCGCGGGCUUUGUCGUGUGGGGCGCCGAGCGCGCGUGGCGCCUCGUGCGCGUCAUCUACUUCAACUACAGCGAGCGCCCGCCGGAGCUCAAGCGCAGCAUGGCCGAGUACCAGCAGGUGACGCACGCCAAUGCAUCGGCCUUCUCGCUGACGAGCAAGAGCGAGCAGGACCUCUCGAGCAUGCUCGAGUCCGCGGACAUGUCGCGCACGACGACGCCGCAGACGAUGCCGGCGGGCGCCGUGGUGCCGAUCCCGUUCCGCCCCGUCGUCUCCGACGCGCUGCGGGGCCAGCUGUUCCCCGGCUUUGCGUUUGUGCAGCCGCUGUCCGGCCAGAUGAUGCGGCUCGUGCUGCGCACGAGCCGCCCGAUGCCGUGGCGCCCGGGCCAGUGGCUGUUCCUGCAGCUGCCGAGCCUCAGCUGGGUACAGACGCAUCCCUUCACGAUCGCAGGCUCGUACGUGCGCGACGCGCAGCACGGCUACGUGCCCGCCGACGUGGAUGCGCCGGACGCCGUCGACAACGACCAGCUGAUCGUGCUGCUCAUCCGCGCGCGCGCCGGCCUCACCCACCGCCUGUGGCUCGACGUGCAGCGCCGCUGCGAGGCGCAGGCGGCCCUGGCCGCGUCGCAGCCCGGCGGCGCGCCGUCCAUGUUCCCGCUCCUGCACGGCGGCGCCGUCGCGAGCCAGGUGCAGGGCGUGUACAUGCGCGCCAUCGUCGACGGCCCGUUCGGCGACGCGGCGCGCAUCGACUGGGGCGCGCACGCCACGGUGCUCCUCGUGUGCGGUGGCUCCGGCGUCUCGCUCGGCCUCUCGAUCCUCGACUACCUCUGCCGCAAGAUCGCGCGGGCCCUGCGUGGCGAGCGGGUGCGCGGCCUCUACCAGCGGCCGUUCCUCACGCGCCGCGUGCGCUUCGUGUGGGUGAUGCGCGAGUACGCGCACCUGCAGUGGGCCGCGAGCGCGCUGCGUCUGUGCCUGGAGAUCCUGCCGCCCGCGAAUCUGCGCAUCGAGAUCUACGUGACGCGGGGGCACAACCGCUCUGCGUCGAACGUGCAUGACGGGGGCUUGCCGCCCGCACAAAGCGGCGAGCGGACGCUCGCGUCGAUGGGCCUCGACGCGAACGAUCUCGUGCAGUUCGGGCCGGACGAGGACGGGCCGCUCACGCUCGUUGACCAGACGAUGAACGAGAUGNGGCGACGACUCCACGCGAACGAGCAGGCCGACGAGGACCUCGCACGGCAGAUGCUGAGCGUGCCCGACGCGACGCCGUCCGCCGCCACGCCGGGCCCCGACGCGAGCCCCACGUCGGUGUACAACGAGUACUUUACCCUACCCACCGAUCCGCCUGAUACCUACCCGAUGGUGCCGAUGGCACCGGCGGAUCGGGUGCCGACCCCGGCGGCGGCGCCGGGCGAGGCGCCCGCGGUGCCCGCGGCGCCCGAGGCGCCGGAAAAGUCCGAGGCGCCCGUGCCGACCUAUGCGAACCUGGACGUACACGAACUGCAAGACUUUGAUAUCCUCUCCGAGAUGACGCGGGCCGGCUACCCCCCGCUCGACGAGAUUGUCGGCACGGAGAUGGGCCAGGCGCAAGGCCGCACGAUCGCGGUGGGCUGCGGCCCCGCCGGUCUCCUGGCGCUCCUGCGCAACGUCGUGUCGCGCCACGUGCAUGUGCGCCGCGCCUGGCACGGCGAUGCGAGUGCGCAUGCGAACCUGUUCACCGAGUCGUAUGCGACGUAG